This is a messenger RNA of Plutella xylostella (diamondback moth), 3698 nucleotides long. The record is from RefSeq and is a predicted model, not a curated record. Lineage: Eukaryota; Metazoa; Arthropoda; Insecta; Lepidoptera; Plutellidae.
UACGCCGGUCUUUUAGUUUAACUUAAAUUCAGAAAUUUAAUAAUGUGUGCGUCUUGCAUUAUAUAAAGUAAAUAAUAAAUAUUAAUAAUUAAUAAAACUAGAAUUGUAUAAAUAAAUAAUUUAAAGUAAAUAAAUAUAAAGCGUAAAGUAUUCUAAUAACUAAUCUAACAUAAUUUCUAAACGCACACAAUUAGUCAUCCGCACUGCGUAUUAGACACGUAUGCGGUUACCGAUCCAACGUCACUUCCCUACUUACCGCGACGCAAGAACCAUUGUCGGGUCUAAUUGUACAAGCGCUAAUUAUUUGCUAAUUUAAAAUAUAGCACUACAACUGAAGUCAACCCAAAUCUUUUAUUUUGUUCCCAUCGUGAACAAAAAGUGGCGACCGUGACAGGACCUGCUGUCUAUUCGGUCUGAUUGCUGAGCACAGGUCCACGUUCCCGCCCAAGCCAAGCAGAGGUCAUCGCCACGUGUCACACCUUGGAGCUGGUCUAAGAAGACUACGGGUCAUCCCACUUCAGCCAGCGCCGAGCCUACCCCGUGCCGUGCAGCCGCGACCCGCGCCCACUCCGGGAACGAACCCGGGACUCCGCCUACGUGAGCAGCAGCCAGCCCCAGAGCCGCGCCGCCGUGCCCCGCGCCGCCCGCCGCGACGCACCGCCGCCGCCACCGCCGCCGCCGCCUGCCUGCCCUUCUAACUGUGAGCCCGUUCCUAUUAUUUCCUACCUUUCCUAUUUGAUUCGUGCAUUUAUUGAAGCUUGUUCUCGAAAUACUGAGUGAUCUAGACCUAGAUAUCCUAGUCGCCUUGCGAUAUAUCUAGCUAAACGUGCCUUCUAUCCGCUUAAGCUACGCAUUUAAACGCAAGUUCAUAAGCUUAUAAAUUCCUAAGGCUUGUUACGUCAUCUCAUUCUACGUCAUCGAGUCUAUUUGCAAGUCAUCGCCUAAACAAAGCACUUAUCUUUCACAAAGGCCUAAUCUUACUAGUAAACUAAACUAUUCUCAAUAUAAUCAUUAUAAAAAGCCAAUAAAUACUUACGUAUUAUUACGCAACUACAUUUCAUCCCAAUUUUGCAUUCCAAUUCCAAGUCAUUGUACAACUAAACUGUAUCCACCUAUCGUAAUUAUUAUUGCUGCGGAUAUCUACGCUUUUGCAAACAAUUAAACCUAAACAUUAAACACUGCCUAAUUAAAUACACUUAUUCCUAGCGUUUCUAAUAACUUCACUUGCUUACAUCUCGCCUGCAAUUAUCUGUGUUCCCUAGCUUCCAACUAAAACAUAACUUUUAUAAUCAGCUGCUAAACACAACGAACGUCUCAAUUCCAGCGGACUGUGUGGUGCAUUCCAAGCGCGGAGACACCGUGUUCACUGCGCGAGCGCAUAGUCACCGACUGCUGGUGUCGAGCGGCCGCUGCCUGCGCGCGCCGUGCGCCUGGCGACGAACCGGUUCUGCUAUCGGCCAGCGCUGCCCAGCGACAACGAAGUGAGGAGCGUAUCGUUCAACUUUUGUUAUUAUUCAUAACUAACAUCAGCUGAUCUAUACCGUUAAGUUCAUCGCACGCUUGCAAUCAUGGAGGACAAAUUAAAGGAAUUGCUAAUUAAACGUAGUUCUAUUCGAGGACGCGUUACUAAAUUUAAGAACAGUGUCGAUUUGCUAACUACCGAAUCCAUUUCCUCCAUCGAACUAAGUAAGCUUUCGAUGAAAAUAACGAAAUUUGAGGCGUUAUUCAAUGAGUUCGACGAGUUGCAGGGUGAAAUCGAGAUUUUAAAUGAGUUAAAUCUCUCCUCUGAGUUAGCUACCAGAGAUUUAAUUGAGCAAGAUUUUUAUCAGGCCAUCGCUGUUGCGCAAAAUAUUGUUCAGACCAAGUCGCCUUCUAAGCAGGAGGACAACGUAAGCAACCCAUCAUGUUCCGCCAAUUCCCAGUGUCAUCACCAACCGGAUGAGACACUAGGUUUCAAAUUACCUAUAAUUAAAAUCCCAAAUUUUGACGGGACAUACUAUAAAUGGAUGGAGUUCAAGGAGACCUUUACCUCAUUAAUUCAUGAUAAUGAAAAAAUCAAAAACAUACAUAAAUUUCAUUAUCUUAACUCCUACUUAGAAGGCGAGGCCUCUCGAGUUAUCUGCAAUUUAGAGGUGAAUGACCUAAAUUACGUCAAGGCUUGGCAACUCCUGUGCGAACGAUUUGACAACAAGCGGCAACUAAUUAAUAACCACCUAAAGUCACUUCUGAGCUUCGAGUCAGUGCGAGAGACCGAUAAGUCAUUAAGGUUUAUUAUUGAUCAUGUUUCAAAAAACUUACGGGCUCUCAGCACUCUCGGCCUACCUACAGACAAGUGGGAUAUGCUAAUUAUAUUUAUGGUCUCAGCAAAAUUAGAUCCCAGUACAUUUUUUAAGUGGGAGGAAAACAGGAACACUCUGCCAGAUAUUCCCACACUAGAACAAUUUUUCCAAUUUCUGAAGAACCGUGCCGAUGUUCUCGAAACCGUGCAGCGUAGUCGGCAGCAUGAUAGGUCUAAACCUAAUAACAAUCAUAAUUUCAAUUCCCAAAAUAGGGCUCAAACCAAAGCCAUGGUAGUGACUUCUAAAGAAGCUCCAUCUUCCCCACCUAAAUUUCAUUUUGAAUGUGUCGAAUGCAAAGCUAAUCAUCGUCUGUAUGAAUGCCCCACAUUUAAGUCUAAGAAACCGGAGGAGAGAAUGAGUUUAGUCACUGCACUAAAAUUAUGCACUAAUUGUUUAAGAGGAGGUCACAAUUCACGCUAUUGUAAGUUACCAGGCUCGUGUCGUUUGUGUAAACAAAAACAUAAUUCGUUACUUCACCAAUCAAAUGAAGUCUCCGACUCUAAUCAGUCAAGCUCCCUAACAAUGUCGGCGCAGUCUUCGACAGAAGUACUGUUGUGCACUGCCAUGGUUAAAUUAAUAAAUCCUGCGACAAACCAAUCAAUCAAGGUUCGAGCUUUACUGGACAGCGGCAGCCAGAGUUCCUUUAUUACCGAAGCUGUAAAAAAUAAACUAAGUUUGACCCCUCAGCCGUCUAACACCAACAUUGUAGGUAUUGGAAACACCCCAAUUAAUUUAAAAACGGAGCGUUGUGCACUCCAACUACAGUCCAAUGACUCAUCCUAUGACGUCAAAAUGACGUGCCUAAUAAUGCCUAAGAUUUCAGAUAAUUUACCUAAAGUUGCAUUCGAUAUUAGGCAUCUAAAUUUAUCUGACUUUUCAUUAGCCGACCCCAGCUUCAAUGAGCCAUCCCCUAUUGAAAUGCUUAUAGGUGCUGACCUAUUUUGGGACAUAAUAGGGUCUCAACAGCACUCGUUAGGCGAGAAAAACCCAAUUUUAAGAAGUUCCAAGUUUGGCUGGCUCAUCGCAGGUCCUAUAAUAACUAAAACUAUACCUACUAAAAAUAAUAAAAAUUCAAAUAAAAACAUAUUGUGUCGCUCAGUAGGCGAAGAAUGCAGUGACCCCUCUAUCAAGUCCAUCAUUCAGAGAGACUUGUACUGCGACGAUUUAUUAACAGGUGCAGAUUCAGAGGAGCAGCUUCGUUACAUUCAGCGCUCAGUAUCCAGCGAACUUGCCAAGGGUUGUUUCAACUUGCGAAAGUACCGGUCUAACCUAACUAAUCUUUUCUCCGGCAACGAGGAGCUAGAGAAAGAUAAUCUCCUAAUCAGCAACUCUACCAGUUCUAUGGACUCUCAAAGUUGA